AGAAGAUUAAACAGGGAUCCGUAUUGGUGCUGCCAUUUUAGGUGCACAAUCACGUGCAUCCAAUCACGUGGAACCCCGAGAUGUCCAGACUCUUUACUUCUAGGGACUGUACCGAGAACAUACCCUUGUCCCCUGUAUAUUUGGUUAGUGGUUAGAUGAGUUAGAUCAGGUUAGAUCGAAUCAUCAAAUUUAGAAAUGUUUCGAGAUUGGUUUGGAGCAUUUGGAGUCGCGAGAGACAUUUACGAGACACGCGCGAUUUUCGUGCAAAUCAAGUCAGUACAAGUAGAAACAGUAGACAGUAGAAUUUCAGUGAAGAGAGCUAUUGAGCAUUGAAAUUAUUGAGAUACGAAAAGCACGAUAUAAAGAGACAAUAAGGUGUUUGCCAAGUAGAAAUCAACGAUGGACGAUACUUUAGAAUUUGAUUAUGCCAAAGUGCUUCAUCAUAUAAGCGUUGCCGUAUCGGAUGAUUGUCCACAUUCGGAAACGAUAGACGGCGUACCGAUACGAAAAUUAUUCGUCAGCAAUUUGGCUGAAAGGACAACCUUCAAGGACUUGCGUAAUUACUUUUCUAUGUAUGGAAACGUCGAGAGUUGCUACUUACGUAGAAAUCAAGGGAAAAGUAACUAUGCAUUUGUCACGUUUACUAAAGUAGCAGAUGCAGUAACAGCGAUGCAAGACGGCUGUAGAAAACGAGCGAGAUUGCAUAACCGAGAUUUAAGGGUGAUGGCUGCUGAUUCUUGGCAUCAACCUGACAGUAUAGAACAGAGAUUGUACAAUAUGGGGAAAGAGUCGAACAAAAGUAGCGAAAGGAAGGUUACCACGGAACAAUACGUUCCCAAGUAUGAGCAAAAUGAUAGCGAAAAUGUGUCUAUUCACAUGCUGAAUGACGAUUGCUUGAGACACAUCUUUUUAUUUUUGCCAAUCAUAGAUAGAGUCCGCAUAGAGACGGUGUGUAAACGCUGGCGAGAUUUAAGUCAAGAUUCUUGGCAUAUGACCAAGACGUUGGAUCUCUCGCCAUCUACGUGGGGUUUCUCGUACACCCAUACCAUUCAUACGGCUUUGCUUCGUAAAAUAUUGCUGAAAUGUGGCAGAUUCUUAACGCAAAUCAACCUAAACGAUCCGGUCCAUUAUUUAAGGCAGAGCACCUUGACUAUUAUUGGGAAACUUUGUCCUAAUCUUACGAGUAUCGACGUUACCGCACUGACAGUCUGUGUGUCGGGUAUACGUACAUUGGCCAAUAAUUGUAGAAAUAUAACCAAGUUUAAUUUAGGCCCAUCCACAUACAGUUGCGACAAUGAGUUAAAGUGUCUCUUUAAGCUGAAUCAAAACUUGGAAUAUCUUGCGAUAAGCAGAAAUUGUAUUUUGGGCAAAUCCUUGUUAUCCUUGCCAGAGAACACUAUGCAUACAAUUGUAUUAGACCGUUGUGACUAUCUUCAGGACAAUCAUCUCUCAAUGGCACUAAAGAAGCUCGAAAAUUUAAAAUAUCUCGCGAUAAACGAAUGUGUCGGCAUAGCUAAACGCACAUUGGAAGUUAUCGGUCAGCAUUGUAAGAAUCUACGAACGUUGGAGCUCGGUGGAGACUUUCCUUCCGCACAAACGGCGGAUAUGUCGUAUUUAAUUCAUCUCGUCAAUCUGCAAGUUUUAAAAAUCACAUACAAUCCUAAACUAUCGGACGAUUUCCUUACUGAUUUAGUACAACAUUGCCAGCAGCUUACCAACGUAGAUAUCACAGGUUGCGGCAACGUGAGCGACACUGGAUUAGCUGCUAUCGCUACGUUGGUAAAGCUAGAAAAAUUAAUCGUCAGUUAUAUGCAUCAAAUUACCGACGAAGGUUUAAAAAAUAUGUGUGGCUUAAAAGAAUUGGAAUGUCGAAGAUGUCCAUUUAGCGAUCGGGGCAUGACAACGCUCAUCAAGUCUUCGCCUCAAUUACAAUUGUUAGAUCUCUCCGGAUGUAGAAAUAUCAAGGAUACCACUCUCGAGGUUGCUAAGGAUGCUUGCAGCAAUCGAACUAAUAAUAUCAUGUUGAAGAUGAUCGUCGGGGGAACAGCGAUUCUCACUAAGAAAGAAAUAGGUCAGAAAGAAAUAGGUCAAGAAAGACUACCACCGCUAUUGCAUAUAGUCAACGUUGAUUUGUCCGAUAUUAGUAGCGUGUCUAAUACGUGUCUCCAAAUCUCGGACGAUUUGGAUUCUUGGUACGACGGAGAUUCCGAUUAUACAGACUAUUCCGAUUACAUCGAAUAUUCAGAUUACACGGAAUAUUCGGAAGAAAAUUAUAAACCACCUGACGAAUUGGACGAUUAUUUAUACAACGAUUUAGAUUCUUAAAGACUAUUUAUAUCACAGUUUUUCUAUGGUUCAAUGGUAUCGAUUUUUUUUUUAUGUUCUACUAGAGCCUUAUAAUCAUUGAGGUUCCUAAGAUUUCGCACGUUACGUACAGAGAUUGACUCUACGAAUCCUUAUUCCCGUGAAUAUAGUGCUACAAUGAAGCGAGCAUGUAUGUACGUAUGUAUGUAUGUAUGUGUGUGUGUGUGUGUGUGUGUGUGUGUGUGUGUGUGUGUGUGUGUGUGUGUGUAUGGUGUGUGAUUUAUAUAUAUACAUACACAUACAUACAUACAUACAAAAAAGUAUUAUGUGAUAAUUAAGUGCAAUAAAAAUAAGUUUAGCAAACAUGAAUUCAUCUAUAUCUAUGAUAAAUUGCUACGAUGCCUGGA
Messenger RNA from Solenopsis invicta (red fire ant), 2711 nucleotides. RefSeq names its product F-box/LRR-repeat protein 2. The coding region runs from base 400 to 2325 and encodes 641 amino acids. NCBI's taxonomy places the organism in Eukaryota, Metazoa, Arthropoda, Insecta, Hymenoptera, Formicidae. Gene Ontology annotation, cellular component: SCF ubiquitin ligase complex. Gene Ontology annotation, molecular function: protein binding; RNA binding. The record is from RefSeq and is a predicted model, not a curated record. The transcript is spliced from 7 exons. Gene Ontology annotation, biological process: SCF-dependent proteasomal ubiquitin-dependent protein catabolic process.